AUGCAGCUGCGGAGUGAAUGUAUACUGAAUAUACCCAUCUUCCUGAAAGAACUUGCGCUGAGCUUGAUUUUGUCACACAGCAUCCUGGUGGAGAUGACACAAGAGCCUGAUCCUGAUGACGAGGGGACAAAAAUAAGUACAGUGAAAGUCCAGGGCAACGACAUCUCACACAAGCUCCAAAUCUCCAGAGUCAGCAAGAAUGACGACGGACUGUAUGAGUGCCGGGUGACACGAGCUAACUACGUGGAGGUUGUGGAUUACAAAGCCAAAGCCUGGCUGAAGGUCAACGCUACGGCCAGGCCACGACGACCUCUGCUGCCUCCCAAGAAAAGCUCCCCGCUGCACCUGACAGACAAGAAGCCGAGAAAGUCCAGCUCAUCUCCGGGCCAGGACAGCAUGAGUUCAGACCAGAAAGUGGCCUCAACCUCCACCUCCCACACAUCCUCCAACACAGCUCAACACAACCCCGCCUCAGGUACAAGAAUAUUAUCCAACUGUGGGCUGGCUGUCCUCCUCCUGGCAUGUGGUCUGGUGAGGGAUGCCUUGUUAUAAUUUGAAGAACUGAAAUGGUUUGCACCCUGAUCUCGUACCUUCCUUCCCCCAUACUCACAUAUACAGAUACAAACACACACAAACGCAAACACACAUACACACACAACACGCGGACAGCAAAGAUGGCCCUCAUUACCCCGCCACUACUGCUCUUGCACCCAGCACAUUGUUAUUAGCCACUGUAAACACCAGUCACCUUUAAGCCAGUUGGAUUACCUUUUGUACAGAUGUCGCCAUGGCACCAACGCUCCGGUGUGAAAACGGACUCUGUAUCUUGUUGGAUAACUCUCAUGGAAGACUGACUUUCUUAUGGUUUCGCUAUUCCAGUCAAAUGUGUUCAUUGCUCAAAAGUGAACAAGAAAAAAUGAGAAUCUAUAUUUGCGUAAUAGAUAUGAUUCUAGAUAUAUAUAUAUAUAUAUCUGUUUUAUUUUAAAAUCCUAUCAAAUACUGUAUGUGCUGUAUACAUAGCUGAAACUCACCAUAUUGGCCAUGGAACUUCAUUGUGAAUAGGCACUAUGGCCCUCUCAAAUAAUCAAAAGAAAUUAAAGUACAUGCUAAUUUAGACUGUUGUUAAUAUUAACCAUACGGUUAAAAAGUUUAAUUAUUUUACAGCUGUAUUGGCGAUCUAAAUGUUCUAAGCAUCAUGUUACAUCUUGUUAGUGAUACAUAUACCGCUGUGCAUGCUUUUUGGACUGAAGGCUAGAGGGAAACAAAAUUAAAUUGAGCAACACUAGUCAUCACUUGGAGUUCCGUAUGUCAAAUUUAGCUUUUAUUGUUUGUGCUAGCUUUGGUGUAAAAUAAAAAAAUGUCCCUUGUUAUUUUAAUUUGUAUUGCAUCCUUAGUAGGAAUAAAAUGGGUGUCACAAUGUAUGCGUCAUUGAAAAUCGCGAAAACGAUGAUUAAUUUUAAUUGAACUGUACCAUUUUAUAAAGGCAUGCUUCAGUUGCUUUAGCGCCUCCCUGGUAUGUCUCAUUAUUAUAAAGGAUAAAUAAGUAUUUAGCCAAUUUUGAUCAUAGGUAUCGCAAGUUUCUAUUAUUUUAAUACCAGCACACAAACACACACAUUUGCAGGUAGAUGUCUGAGCAGCUGGAGGACAUGAGAUGCAGUGCAACACAAGUAAACUCUAAACUCGCUCAUCAUCAACAUUGUAUAUGACCCAAUUUUGGGACGAAUAAUUUAGUUUUGUUGAAACUAUCUAUCUUGUAUCUUACAGUAAUAUAUAUUUUACCUUUAUUUUCAGAUGAUAUGUCAUAAAGAUUUGUAUUCACGCGAAGCAUUUAUAAGCAAAACGCUUUGACAAUCUGACACAAACAUCGACAACGAUGUUUUUUGGUUUUAUAUUGGAACAACAGAUACAACAGUAUAACCUCUAAAAUCAAUGGGAUUCUUUUGUUGUUGUUAACUUUUGAGCAGAAAGGGAAAUUGUGCGCCAUCCAUCAGAAAUGCAGGUGUUCCAAUUUGAAAUGAAAUAUUUAUGAAUAAUAGAGUAGUUUACUUAUGUCUCAAUAAUCAUACUGUAAGUGAAUGUUAUCCACCAUGAGUAUCAUUUGGUAAGACCCAGAAGAACAUGCUAUUUUCUUUGCUUAAUUGAUGCCCAAAAUUGAACUUAAGGUAACAUGAAGCAUGAUUAUGUAGUUUCUCAUGUGUUGUAUAAUAUAAUCUAAAUUCAUACAUGACAUAAAAAUGUAAUUGCCAACGUUUACUGUGCUGUGUGUUUUCAAAAAGCAACAUUUUCACCUCCCUUUAAGCUUUUGUUCCGCUUUGCAGACAAAGCGAACAUCCCCCCUGUAUAGUUGUACUGCAUUCCUAAAGAACUGUGGAGGGAAACUUGUUGAUUCAGCAUGGUUCAAAGGCUGGCAGUGCUUGUCAUGGGAGCAGACCAGAGACAUCAGCAGCUUCCAGCCUGAGUAUAAGAUGUGCUAGUGAUUGAGGGCAACCCUGUCUAAUCCCUCAAGUUCCAAAUAGCUUCAGGGUAUAGUUGGACAGUUAAUCUACCAUCACUGUCAUAUAUAUCCCACUCUGCUGUGACUGGAAAUCGAUUGCUGUGUUUUGAAAUGAGAACAUGUUAUGUAAUAUGAUUCAUAAAGUUUAGACUGCAGAAAAAAAUAAAGCUUAUUUUAGUGUAGAAUGGGAUUUUAAUGUUGAUUCUAUUGGAAAUGGAAUUGGAAAAGCACUUUGGAGAGUUUGCAGAGUUUGAGCGGACGGUUUGUCCAACCCUCAUGUAAAAAGCAACAGAUCUGUACAACUUGUAAAUGAAAUAAUCAGCAUGUUGACAUUUUUUAAUCCAUUUAAAAAGGCAGAGGCCAGUGAUGUUCUGUACUUGUAAAAAUGAUGUCAUGUACUCAUACUCAAGUGCUAACAAGUCCAAAGUGGUUUUUCAUCUCUUCAAAAUGAACUUGGAAAAAAUGUAUAUGACAAAAAAAAAUCUAUAUAUAUUAAAAAAAUCUUCUUUUAAAGCUUUCAUCCUAAUCUAGGGGGCUCAUUGACUAAGGGUCCUUGCAACAUAUCAAAUAAUAAAGAAGGACAUAUUGGAGCGAUUAUUGAUUUGAUAUUGUGAUUGAACUGAUGACAAAUGUGUCAUGAGUGUGGGAUGUAAUGGAGGCUGGAUUGCAUACAAGCAACAAGGUCUCUGUUAAUGAAUAGGGAGAACAGUUCACAAUGACAGCAGUUCCUUCAUCUGGGCUGUUAUUUCAGAAACACAGCUUUUCUCCUUUUAUGUUUUAUAUGCCACACUACUCAUUCACUCUAGAUGUAUUUGUUUCUUCUGAUGUAUUUAAUUUCAAUGCGGUCCUGUCUGUUUGUUGAGCUGUCAAAAAUUCUAAUGAAUUAUAGUUCUCUUUUCUUUGGUAUUGUGUUAGGCUUCUGUACUGAAACAUUGCAACAGUUUGUAUUAUAAUGACGAUAUCAGAAUAAUAUUUAAAUAAACCAUUUU
Molecule: messenger RNA, 3483 nt
Organism: Notothenia coriiceps (black rockcod)
Lineage: Eukaryota; Metazoa; Chordata; Actinopteri; Perciformes; Nototheniidae
Gene: vstm2a
Product: V-set and transmembrane domain containing 2A
Exons: 4
Coding region: 1-552 (183 amino acids)
Cellular component (GO): membrane
Source: RefSeq, a predicted model, not a curated record